Strongylus vulgaris is the source of this 282-nucleotide messenger RNA. The record is from the annotation of a GenBank genome assembly. Lineage: Eukaryota; Metazoa; Nematoda; Chromadorea; Rhabditida; Strongylidae.
AUGCCAGCUCCUAAGAUGUCGAACGAAACAUGGUCCGGUCUCAAAGCCGUUACUGCCUUCAUGGACUCGAGUGCGGUGCGUACUUCGGCAGGUAGAAUCCGUGGUUAUUUUUCCAGUUGGAAUAACAGAGUUUACACGGCUGUUGACGAGCGAAAGAGAUUGGUGCAAAAUCUCUUCGUGAUGAUUCUAUCAUUUAUCGGGAAGGUGUGCGAGUUCCGCCUUUGUUUAGUUAUGUUGCCAGCGGAACACGGUAGUCAAGAAGUCCCUGCGGUACAUCUUUAG